AUGGCCAAUUCACGGGAGGAGCUCCGCGUCCUGCAGAGCCGACUGGAGUACGUGGAGCGCCGGGAAAAGGAGCGCGAGCAGGACCUGUACGAGCAGCUGAAGAGCCUGCAGCUGGAGCUCUCGCAGCUGCGGGGCGUCUUCGGCGGCGCGGAAGCGGCGUGCCGCCAGGAGAUGUCGCGCCUGCAGCAAGAGUGGCAGGUCUCAACCGCGGCAGCGACGGAGGCGCAGCAGAAGGCGGCGGCCAUUUGGCGCGAGUUGGUGGCGGAGGAGCGAGAGCGGCUUGCGACGGAGCACCGGAGGCGGGAGCGGGAGCGGUUUGACGCCCUCCACCGAGCGGUUGGAAACCUCGCCGAGGAGCUGGCUGGCCUCUCGGACACCGUGGCGGCGGCCGGCACGGGGAGCAGCCAACUCCCGUCGCAGGUGGAACAGGAGCUGAAGCAGCACCGGUCAUGGUUGGAGCGGCACAAGCGCGAAGAGACCGAGUUUUUAAAGCUCUUUGAGGAGACUUGUACGCAGCUUCAGGACGCGCUUCGUGCCGAGCGGCGGGCGCGGGAGGAAAGUAUGAAUCGCAUCGAGGAGCUGCUGACGCGCCGUGGCGGUGAUGCCGCCACCGCCCUCGUCCCGACGAGGCAUCGCUUCUAG
Trypanosoma conorhini is the source of this 642-nucleotide messenger RNA. RefSeq lists its product as uncharacterized. The transcript has a single exon. Bases 1 to 642 code for a protein of 213 amino acids. Lineage: Eukaryota; Euglenozoa; Kinetoplastea; Trypanosomatida; Trypanosomatidae. The record is from RefSeq and is a predicted model, not a curated record.